UCUCUCAGCUCUCUCAAGUCUCAAGAUGGAAGAGAGGCAUCCAAACUCAACAUACUUCAUCACCAUCUUCAUCAUAAGUGGAUUACUCUCGACAGUGGGCGAGUCGUCCAAGCCUUAUGCAAAUUCCACCGAGUUCCCUGCUCCCCUACCUAAUGACCUCUCUUCUCUUCCCAAUCUCUUCGCCAAUGAACUCCGCUUGGACCCAGACAGCAUCAACCUUGCCUCCACUGACUAUGGCAACAUCUUCCGAGUAUUCCCUGCCGCCGUCCUCCACCCCACCAGCUUAAACAACGUUGUUUCCCUCAUUCAGUCCUCAUACAACUCCUCGACCCCGUUCACCAUUGCCGCCCGAGGACAAGGCCACUCGGUGCAAGGCCAGGCCAUGUCUCAAGGCGGGGUUGUUGUGAACAUGAUGUCCCUUCGAGAGCAUGCGAUAAACAACAGCAAUAAUGACCAAAGCCGAGCAUUUAUUGCCUCUGUCUUCCACAGGCCUUCUGGAAAAUAUCUGCAUUACGCAGAUGUUGGGGGUGAGAUGUUGUGGAUUGAUGUGUUACAGGACACGACUAAGCAGGGGUUUUCCCCUGUUUCAUGGACCGACUAUUUGUACCUAAGCGUUGGUGGGACACUCUCUAAUGCGGGGAUAAGCGGGCAGACAUUCCGGUUCGGUCCUCAGAUCAGCAAUGUGCAUGAGUUGGACGUGAUCACUGGAACCGGGGAGUUCUUGACCUGUUCGCGUUCCAAAAAUUCCGAGCUAUUCUAUGCCGUCCUAGGUGGGUUAGGACAGUUUGGGAUCAUAACCCGGGCACGAAUUGCCUUAGAACCUGCGCCAAAGAGGGUUAAGUGGGUAAGAAUGUUGUACAACGACUUCUCAGUUUUCACGAGAGACCAAGAACGUCUGAUUUCAAUCCAUGGAAGGAAACAAAGGAAUGCGCUGGACUACGUGGAAGGUUUCCUCAUGAUGAACCAGCAAGGCUCUCCAGACAGUUGGUUUCCAUCUUCCGAGCACGCGAGAAUUACUUCGUUAGUAACCAAAUAUGGAGUUAUCUACUGUCUUGAAGUUGCCAAGUACUACGAUGAUCUUUCCCGUGAUUCAGUUGACAUGGAUCUAGAGAAUUUGUUCAGAGGGUUGGGACACACCCCAGGAUUUAGGUACAAGAAGGACGUAUCAUACGUGGAAUUUCUGAACCGGGUGCGAGUGGGAGAGCUUCAGCUUCGAUCUCAGGGACUGUGGGAUGUUCCUCACCCGUGGCUGAACCUAUUCCUCCCUAAAUCUCAUAUUUCCGACUUCAACGAAGGCGUUUUCAGGAACAUUAUUCUGAAAAACAACAUCACCACCGGACUCGUCCUCUUUUAUCCCAUGAACAGAAACAAAUGGGACGAUCGAAUGUCUGCAUCGAUACUGGAUGAAGAAGUUUUCUACACCGUAGCAUUUCUUCAGUCAACUGGCUUUGACGACUGGCAACAUUUCGACCAACAGAACAACCAGGUCUUACAAUAUUGUAAGGAUGCCGGUAUCAGAAUCAAGCAAUACCUUCCCCAUUACCGGAGUAAAGAAGAUUGGGCCGGUCACUUCGGCUCGAAAUGGAGGACCUUCCGUGAACGAAAAACACAGUUUGACCCGAAAAUGAUACUAUCUCCUGGACAGAUGAUCUUUAAUUAGUAGAUAGGUCAAUAGUUCGAUAGGAUAAAUAAAUCCUUCAUGGGUUUUCUUGGUUCAACACCUAUUCGGUUUGAGAUCAGAAAAGCAUAAGUAAUAUUCCUAGUCUUUGUUUUUUUAUUAUUGUUUCUCCGUCAAUGGAUGUAUAUUGUCAAGUUGAAUGAAUCAAGUAAUGAAGGAAAAAGAUUGC
This is a messenger RNA of Punica granatum (pomegranate), 1847 nucleotides long. Lineage: Eukaryota; Viridiplantae; Streptophyta; Magnoliopsida; Myrtales; Lythraceae. The record is from RefSeq and is a predicted model, not a curated record.